UUCAAUUCCCUUUCUAUUAUUUUUCUCUCACUAAUUUAUAUGUUUACUGAUAAGUGCUAGCCUACUGAUUGCCCUUGGAGAAAGGGACUUGUAUAAUAACAUUUUUUACCGACCAGAUACUGGUCGGUAAGAGGUUAUAAUUUCACAUCUGUUGAUAAUAGAUAAUUAAGCUGUCAUGUGUAUAUAUCCCAUGCUGUUCUCCCAUAUUUUAUCUCAAGUAGAUUACAAUUUUACUUUUCUUAUGAUUUCAACAUCAAAAUGGAUACAGAUGUCAUAUCUGCUGCAAUAGAUUUUGGAUUACAAAAGUUAUCAUUUACUGAAAUCAAAAUUAACCAGAGAAAAGUUGUAGAAAGCUUUUUGGCAGGCAAAGAUGUAUUUUUUUGUUCACCAACUGGAAGUGGCAAAUCACUAACUUUUGAAAUAGCACCUUUUGUAUUUAAAUAUUUACAGAAGAAUGAUAUGUGCAUUGUACUUGUUAUUUCGCCUCUAACAUCUUUAAUGCGAACACAGACUCAAGCAUUGAAUAGAAAAGGGAUUAAAGCAGUAUAUUUGAAGGACAUUACCUCACCAUCUAAUUUUGAAGACAGCCUAACAAAUCUUUCCUUAGGAGAUGUGAAGGAAGGAAAAAUUGACAUUAUUUUCUCCAGUCCAGAGUCACUUAUUGGACACGAAAGAAAAUUACUGUUGGAUUUGGCAAAGAAAAAUUUUAUCAAGACAGUAUUUGUAGAUGAAGCUCACUGCAUAAAAAAGUUUGGGCUUCCAGAUAAAAAGAAGAAGAAAUUGGCAUAUAGACCCUGUUAUGGCCGACUUGACGAAAUUCGUUCACUUGUUGGGGGUCAUGUACCAGUAGUGGCUCUAACAGCAACAGCUACAGAGGAAACCAAAGCUGUCAUUAAAAAGCAACUUUGUAUGGAUAACUGCUCUGAGAUUAUGGUAAAUCCUGACAAAAAGAAUGUGACAUACUGGGUACAUAAUUUACCUUCAGAUGAUAUUUGCACCAAUUUUAGAUGGUUAGUAAAUUUAUUAAGAGGAUAUAAGCAGGCCACUUCAAGGAUGAUUAUAUUCUUUAGGCAAAUCAAACACAUUGCAGACGUAUACGAAUAUCUUGAAACAUCCCUUAAGCAUGAUGCUUACAUAGACUUCAUAGAGGGAGGACCAAAUGAUAACAGAAAUCGCCUUUUUGACAUGUUCCACAUGAAAACCGAUGAUGACGUAAAAGAUUUUAUUUGUACAUCCUACAUGAAUCCAAAUGGUAAUAUUAGAGUUGUUCUAUGUUCAACAUCUUUUAGCAUGGGUCUAGAUGUAAAAGGUGUGGAUACAGUUAUACAUUAUGGUCCAGCUAAUGAUAUUGAUGACUAUGUACAAGAAUCUGGUCGUGAUGGUAGGGAGCUUUCGCAACAAUGCAAUGCUAUUCUACUAACUUACAAAAGAUGUUUAGGAAGUCAAAAUAUAUUCCCAUCUAUGAAAGAAUAUGUUAAAUCUAAAACCUGCAGAUGGGCAUUUAUUCUAAAUAUAUUUAAAACAAUUGUUGAACAUGCACAUAUACCUCACUUUUGUUGUGAUAUUUGUCGUCUCUCGUGCAAAUGUGCAUGCAGUUGUGAAGAUGAAUGUGUAUGUACAAACACUUGCAAUCAAGUUCUCCCUAAAAUAAACACAGCUAUUAUGUCAAAUGAGGACAAUGAUGAUAGUGAUGAUAACGAUGACAAUGACAUCACAGAACUCGAUGAUAUGUUUUCAAGUGAUAGUGACAGUGAUGUUUUAGAAUCGUCAACAAGAAAACCACAAGUCAUUUACAGUUCAGAUGAUGAAAUGUUUUGA
Molecule: messenger RNA, 1818 nt
Organism: Mytilus trossulus (common blue mussel)
Lineage: Eukaryota; Metazoa; Mollusca; Bivalvia; Mytilida; Mytilidae
Product: probable ATP-dependent DNA helicase RecS
Exons: 2
Coding region: 259-1818 (519 amino acids)
Biological process (GO): double-strand break repair via homologous recombination
Cellular component (GO): chromosome; nucleus; cytoplasm
Molecular function (GO): 3'-5' DNA helicase activity; nucleic acid binding; four-way junction helicase activity
Source: RefSeq, a predicted model, not a curated record